Messenger RNA from Orycteropus afer afer, 1064 nucleotides. RefSeq names its product capping actin protein, gelsolin like (gene CAPG). Gene Ontology annotation, molecular function: actin filament binding; phosphatidylinositol-4,5-bisphosphate binding. The record is from RefSeq and is a predicted model, not a curated record. Gene Ontology annotation, cellular component: actin cytoskeleton; cytoplasm. Gene Ontology annotation, biological process: barbed-end actin filament capping; actin polymerization or depolymerization; actin filament severing. Lineage: Eukaryota; Metazoa; Chordata; Mammalia; Tubulidentata; Orycteropodidae.
GAUCCCGAAACAACAUGUACACGCCCAUCCCCCAGAGUAGCUCCCCGUUCCCAGCCUCUGUGCAGAAUCCUGGCCUGCACAUUUGGCGGGUGGAGAAGCUGAAGCCAGUGCCUGUAGCACCUGAGAACCAGGGUGUCUUCUUCUCGGGAGACUCCUACCUAGUGCUGCACAAUGGCCCAGAGGAGCUCUCUCACCUGCACCUGUGGAUAGGCCAGCAUUCGUCUCGGGAUGAGCAGGGGGCCUGUGCGGUGCUAGCCGUGCACCUCAACACCCUACUCGGGGAACGGCCUGUGCAGCACCGUGAAGUGCAGGGCAAUGAAUCUGACCUCUUCAUGAGCUACUUCCCACGUGGCCUCAAGUACCAGGAAGGCGGUGUGGAGUCAGCAUUUCACAAGACUUCCCCAGGGACCACCCCAGCUGCCGUCAAGAAACUCUACCAGGUGAAAGGGAAGAAGAACAUUCGUGCCACAGAGCGAGCACUGAGCUGGGACAGCUUCAACACUGGGGACUGCUUCAUCUUGGACCUGGGCCAGACCAUCUUGGCCUGGUGUGGUGGAAAGUCCAACAUCUUGGAGCGCAACAAGGCCCAGGACUUGGCUCUGGCCAUUCGGGACAGCGAGCGGCAGGGCAAGGCCCAGGUGGAGAUCGUCACUGAGGGGGAGGAGCCUGCCGAGAUGAUCCAGGUCCUGGGCCCCAAACCUUCUCUGAAGGAGGGCAACCCUGAGGAAGACCUUACAGCUGACCAGACAAAUGCCCAUGCCGCAGCCUUGUAUAAGGUCUCUGAUGCCACUGGGCAGAUGAACCUGACCAAGGUGGCUGACUCUAGUCCCUUUCCUCUCGAGCUGCUCAUAUCUGAUGACUGCUUCGUGCUGGACAAUGGGCUCUGUGGCAAGAUCUACAUCUGGAAGGGGCGAAAAGCUAACGAGAAGGAGCGGCAGGCGGCCCUCCAAGUGGCCGAGGGCUUCAUCUCCCGCAUGCAGUAUGCCCCAAACACUCAGGUGGAGAUUCUGCCUCAGGGCCGCGAGAGUCCCAUCUUCAAGCAAUUCUUCAAGGACUGGAAAUGA